CGCAGCUUCUACCAACAACAGCAUGGCAAUGCGCUACAGCACAACAAUAUGAGAGGCCUCUCUCACCUCUAUGGAUAUGGACGAUCCUUGGGGCUCUCCGUGGGCAGAAGAAUUUCAACACCCAAUCCCAAUCCCGAAUGCGAAGGGAGGAGUUGAUGGACUGAACUUGGCGCCGCUCACUACGGGGAAGGAUGGGGUCCCGAGGGAAACAACGGAUAGUCCUUGGGAUGUUCCUGCCGAUGAGUUUGGUGAUUGGGCGGAGUUGCCGGGGGAGCAGGAUAUAAGGGGGAGCGGAGAGGGCCUUGAUGGCGUGGGUGGUGGAUGGGAGGUUCGGGAGGACAAGGACCUGACAAAGAAUGAGAAAAGAGGUCUAUCGCCACGCUGGGGUGAACCACAGGCAAUAUCUGAUGAUGGCAUACCGAAACUGUCACCGGGUCUCUUACCAAAACCCGAAGAAAUUCUUCGACAACCCUCCCCAGAUCCUUGGGCUACGGUUACAGCAUUAAGUGACGGGGAUCACAAGGAGAAAGGAGAGGAGAAGCAGAGCCAGGAUACUGACAUUGGGUCUGAAAGCACACUUCAUGUGGAACCUCCAAAUGCUUCGGGCGUGGACAAAGACGGGGAGCCAUUACCCGAAACCAAUGAUUCAAUGCCCGAGAAGGAUGGAGGAGACGGUGCAAUUGUGCAGGACAGUCUUGUGGAUGGUUCCAAUGAUGCCAAACUCCCAACGGAGGUAGCAGAACAAAGCCCAACCGGAAAAGAAGUCGACGAAUCCUCGAGGCCGUCCACUUCUCCAUCAGACCACAGUCAACAUGACGAGGUCCCAUCGGAGUCGCCCAGGACAUCUUUGGAUGAGGAACCUAAACAAUCCCAGGCUACAAGGCAUGUCUCUUCGAAGAUACAGGAAUUAGUUGAGCAUUUUGAUGGGCUUGCGAAGGCACAGAUUGAGGAGCCUGUUGGCGUCCGGAGGAGCGAGAGUUCUGGACGUGAAGAUGGUGUAGAGGAACCACUCAAUCCAGAGGGUAUCCGCCUUGACGUUGGCAUUGAGGUUGCCGAGAAGGAUAAGGGGGAUUCAAAUGAAGAGGAAGAUGACGAUGAUGACUUCGGGGAUUUUGAGGAUGGGCAAUCCGAGAUCAGCGAGCACAUUGCUGAAGUCAAAGACCAGGCUGUUGCGAUUGCUCCAGCCAAUGAUGAAUUGGAAAAUAUACCGCUCGAAGGUCCCAAAGAUUUGGGCGCUCCAGCGGCAUACGCUCGGCCAAUACGGGCUCCGGAGAAAAAGUUCGGUCGGGUUGAAUUCGAUAUUGACAUGUCAGCAGUGGACAAACUCUAUCCAGAUCUGAAAUUCGAAGGCCCUGCUGAGAAGCUGUUCAUACCGGAUACGAUCCCCCACGACUCAUUCUCGUCUUUGGAGCAACGUAAGACGUGGUACAGGUUAUCGCGGUAUGGUAGUAUGCGGAAGCACAAUAGUGGAGAUGAGGAUAACUACGUUAGCAUCAGCUGGGCCCAGUCACAAAUUCGUCUAGAAACACUGAAGAUUGUUCAAAGAUGGAUGGAAGAAGAUCGUAUAAGUGGGCGGGUAGUGCUUGGUGGUGGCGGCAAAGAUGGUUCUCUAUUUGGUUGGAAUGAUCCGAAGGCAGCACCCGUGCCACUUGCCUCUGUAUUUGCCGCGAAGCGUGCGAAGAAGAAGCUACAAGCUCCGGAAGCUACUGUGCCCGUUCCUGAGGUUCCUAGGGAGUGGCCCAAAGACCUCGUAAAGACGCGCUCGACGUCUCAAGCUCGCUCUCCAUCUAAACAGAGACGACGAAGCUCUGCAAGGUCUACCAAGGAGUCGGAUGAUACCAAGCCGAAUGUCCAAUUCCCAGUAGCAAGUUUCGGUUGGGGUGCUGGAUCCCAAUCCGAACCUCCUCUUCCGGGGCCGGCUUCAAAGCCCAUCCCAAGUCCGCCGAGUUGGUCAACACCUCGACAGUCAACAUCAUCUAUUCCACCACGGCCUUUGUCGACUAGCUUUACCCAUACUCCUACGAUGCCGGCUGAGCAGAAGCCUGUUGACACAGAUGGACCAAAUACUCUUCCUCCCAUAACCAAGACUUCAGCUCCAUCCUUGCCACCUAACCCUGCUAUAACAAGUCUAUCCGGGGAUUCCGACGAUGAUUGGGGUGAGAUGGUAUCCUCUCCAGUUGUUACUGCCCCUCCAGCGCCGCCGCCCUGGCGGGGAUUGACCCACAAGAAAUCACAAAGUCUCAUCGGAGGCCCUGUACCGCCAUCAAAAGCGACCCUCAUUGAUACGCGACCUCCAACAUUUCCGUCAGUUCCAAGUCACAGACCCACUGCGAGUCUUGAUCAGAUCCUCGUUCCCAAGACACGUAGCAAUAUGAGGUCAACCCCCGGCAUAUCAUCAAUGAACACAUCUACUUCGAACACCGCCAUACCAACCACAACCAAAUUUUCCCCAGCUGCUACACCGGCAGUCACUACCGUUGCUAAUGGCAAUUACGACCCAUGGGCAUCAGCAGACUUCUCCUUUUUUGAACGCGCCCCGCCACAGCCCAAGCCUGCAUCACCUCCAAAACAUAAGCCGGCAUCCAAAUCUGUCAGUUUUGGCAGCCCCUUUCCUGAGCCUUUACGACGAAAUGGGGGAAAAUCAAGACAAGAGAUUGAGCAAGAUCGCAUCGUGGCGGACAUCAUUAAAGGUCUACCCGAUCUCUCCUACAUGCUACGGCGAUAACCCCCCCCCCCCC
Amorphotheca resinae ATCC 22711 is the source of this 2738-nucleotide messenger RNA. RefSeq lists its product as hypothetical. Lineage: Eukaryota; Fungi; Ascomycota; Leotiomycetes; Helotiales; Amorphothecaceae. Bases 71 to 2725 code for a protein of 884 amino acids. The record is from RefSeq and is a predicted model, not a curated record. The transcript has a single exon.